CAAUGUAAUGUUAUUAGAUUGUCAAAUUCCCAAAAGCGAAGAAAUCUUACAAUAUUAUAGCGAAAAAACCGAGGAAAUAAACAAAAUACCUAAUUGUUUUGUAAAGAAGAAAUAAAACAAAGCUUAUAUUUUAAUCAACGACAAAAUAAAAUUGAAGAAAACAGACCGAUAAAAAUGUCAAAACGAUUUACAAAGCCCGCGAUAAAUUGGAUAGAAUUUGAGAAGAGAGUGCCACCUGAACAGAAAGGAAAAUUCCUGGCGUUUAAAGCUAAGGCCGAUAUGUAUUUGCGACGGAUGCAAGCGUUCCCUCCAGAGCUUCCGAAAAUUAAUUGGGAGGAAUAUGCGAAGAAAGUACCAGUACAAGGGCUAGUAGAGAAGUUUAAAUCGGAAUACGCACAGGUCAAGAUACCUUAUCCUGUAGAUACACUUUCAGUCAAAGUGGAUGAACAAUGGAAGUCUCUACAACCACAGAUAAAAUCUUAUUGUGCUGAUAGACAAAAAGAAAUCGAUGCAGCGCAAAAGGAACUUGACAAGAUAAACGCAUUGCCAAAGUUCGAUGAUAUUACACUGGAGAUGCUGUACGAUAUGAAUGGGGUUAAAGCCUUCGAUCCCGUAAAGCGACCCACAUUCUGGCCUCACACGCCAGAAGAACAGCCAGGAUAUAUGACGCCUGAACAAAAAGCACUUAAGGAAAAGAAACACUGAAAAAACUAUGGGUUGCUAGAUUUAAAAGAUAAAGUAUUCGAA
Messenger RNA from Maniola jurtina (meadow brown), 747 nucleotides. RefSeq names its product ATP synthase subunit d, mitochondrial-like. The transcript is spliced from 3 exons. Gene Ontology annotation, biological process: proton motive force-driven ATP synthesis. Lineage: Eukaryota; Metazoa; Arthropoda; Insecta; Lepidoptera; Nymphalidae. The coding region runs from base 175 to 705 and encodes 176 amino acids. Gene Ontology annotation, molecular function: proton transmembrane transporter activity. The record is from RefSeq and is a predicted model, not a curated record.